AUUUAGUGUUCUGUCAAAACGGAAGUCGGCCCUAACCUCUCGAAAUGAAAAGCACACAAGAAUACACAACACCAAGAACGGGAGGAAUCAGCACUUGUUCAGAAGAAGCGGACUUCUACGGAAUAUUGCGGUUAAACUUUUCACUAAACAAAAACAUGGCACAAAAAUAUGGAAACAGUAACUGAGAAAAAGGGUAAGAAAAGCUGUGGGCAGCGCUGUUAACCGUCUGUUAAGAGUGCCGUGUACCACGCUCAGUUAACAGGCUGUUACCGAACAGUGUAACGGCUCGCUGUUACUGCAAGAAGAAGAUGGGCCCCUAUCCCUCUGCCUUUUUUUCGUUUGUCUACUCAAUUUUAACCUCCGAAAAACAAUAAUUUUACUGAAAAAAGGCAAUACCAAAGAUUCUUCAGAAUGUAACCAGAAAUCCUUACCAAAAAUACUGCUCUUCCCAAUGAAUCGUAGAUAAAUAAGCACAGGAACUGCUUCUUAACUCAUAUAAAAAAUAUGUAUAUACUUUUAGUUUUGAUUUUCCUGUUUGUUGAUCAGAUUUUUGUCUCUAAUGCAAGUUUGGUGGAGCAGGAGACGACAUGGGUCGACCUUGGGAAGCUUCGAAAUUGCAAAGAUCGAGAGCACAAGUCCGCAAACAGAUUGCGUGGAAAAUUCUGGGUAUUGGAGAACUUUGUGCGGGCGGAUCAUGGACGGAUAAGUUGCUGCUCGAACGUGACGUAUACAACCCAUGCGGACUAUAGGUAUUUGGACAAUUUGGUGCCGCUGCUGGAGCGCUGGAGAUCGCCUUUGAGUCUGGCUCUGUACGCACCCGGCACGGACUGGGAGCCGACCAUCGAGAGCAUCCUGUGGCUGCUGCAGUGCGAUGCUGGUCGGGACCUGGUGCGCGGUCUGACCAGCUUCCACAUCUACUUUCAAGUGGGACACACGCCCAGGGUUGUGCUCAGGGCAGAGACGAUUCUCGCAUGGAAGUUGGACUGCAGUGGACGGCCACCCUAUGAGGGAAUCGUCGGAAAGCGGACCUACCGCUCGCAGAAGGACCUCGACUAUCCCGUCAACACUGGCCGGAACAUAGCCCGGGAGGCAGCGCUCACCCACUUCGUUCUGGCCUCGGACAUCGAGCUGUAUCCCACGCCGGGUCUGGUGUCCAAGUUUUUCAAUAUGCUCGGACGCUACAGCGACGGGUUCGCAGCGAAGCACCUGCCGGUGCCGGUGGUCUAUGUGCUGCGUAUCUUUGAGGUGGAGUCCAAUGCUACGAUGCCAAGCGACAAGCUGCAGUUGCAGGACAUGCUGUGGAGCUCUCAGGCGGUGCCCUUCCACAUGAACAUCUGCCCCCACUGCCACAAGGGACCCAAGCUGGAGGAGUGGAUCAAUGCCAGCGUCUCGGAUGAGCUGAAUGUCUUUCACAAGGGCAUACGGAUGGGCAGGGAGAACCGCUGGGAGCCGAUUUUCAUUGGCUCCACCACGGAUCCGCCGUACGACGAGCGCCUGAGCUGGGAGGCGAUGAGCGACAAGAUGACCCAGGCCUAUGCUAUGUGUGCUCUGGGCUAUGAGUUUCACAUCCUGGACAAUGCCUUUCUGGUGCACAAGCCCGGCAUCAAGCCCGGCCUCGACAACCCCGAACGUCACGAUCUGGCUCUCCGAACGGAGUCCGUUAUUCGCUCAAGAUUCUUUCGGGAAAUGCGCAUCAUCUACGGCAGUCGUGACGGUUGUUUGCCUUAAGAAUCGUAUAAAGUAUAUGCCCUGAGACACCACGUCUACCCUGUACGUGCGACUUUUGGCGGAUUGAACUUCAAAACGGAGCCAUAGCUCUCUCUCUC
Molecule: messenger RNA, 1826 nt
Organism: Drosophila miranda
Lineage: Eukaryota; Metazoa; Arthropoda; Insecta; Diptera; Drosophilidae
Product: beta-1,4-glucuronyltransferase 1
Exons: 2
Coding region: 505-1728 (407 amino acids)
Source: RefSeq, a predicted model, not a curated record